Molecule: messenger RNA, 859 nt
Organism: Aspergillus ibericus CBS 121593
Lineage: Eukaryota; Fungi; Ascomycota; Eurotiomycetes; Eurotiales; Aspergillaceae
Exons: 1
Coding region: 211-777 (188 amino acids)
Source: RefSeq, a predicted model, not a curated record
ACUUAACGGGGAGGUACUAAGGAGCAGCAGCAGCAGUGCUGACGCCGGCUAUGGUCCAACCACACGCGCUCGUCAGAGACAAUCUCGAACGGGUUGCUGAUCGCUGGGAGAUCGAGAUAGGCCAGAUGGGUUUAGAAAGCAAAGAAAAGAUAAAAACGAAAGUGAGGAGGGGUCGAAAGGACUGGAUGAGACGGCCGAAUUGAAGGGAAAAUGAAUGAACGCUGGACAGGCUUGGAGAGGCGAUCGAUCGGGAAAAGAAGAUGGGAGAAAAGCAGAGCAACCAACUUUGGUUCUGAAAAACCCGGUUGUGACCGUCAGACGGGGCGGUACCGAAUACGACCCUCCGGUACAAGGUACCAUCCAUACAUCCUCAUACGGAACCCCAAAGCGACCCGAUGGGAAAGUACCUGCACAGCCACACCCCGACCAAGGCUGGUUGGCGCUGGGGACAAAGAUGCAGCAAAAAGACCAAGAUCAUACGAUACAAUCCUUGGAGACCUUCAAAAGUACUGUCUGCUUUGUGUUUCUUGGUCUUACACUCCUUAUCUUCUGGAAGCCUCAAAGAGAUGGCCUCAUCGCGCGCGACUAGGAGACUGCCCGAUCGUCAGGAGACACUAUCAUCUUGCGCCACAGGGAGCACGUGGGCCUGCAAGGUAUCAGGCAUACGAGGCGGUACCGGACGACAAUACCGCACCAGGCAAUUGCGGGAGAUACCGUCGCUCGAUGAUACGGUACCUUACUACAACCACAAGGCACCGGCUUAUAGCAGAACGGUAGAACCAGAGUCCAGCAAAUUAAUGACGUCUAUUACCCCACUGCUGAAACAUCCGGAGGGCCGGCAAUGAAGCUCUCUUUGAUU